Lodderomyces orthopsilosis Co 90-125 is the source of this 7638-nucleotide messenger RNA. It is a transcript of the gene CHK1, whose product is annotated as Chk1p. Bases 1 to 7638 code for a protein of 2545 amino acids. Gene Ontology annotation, biological process: phosphorelay signal transduction system; protein phosphorylation. Gene Ontology annotation, molecular function: phosphorelay sensor kinase activity; ATP binding. The record is from RefSeq and is a predicted model, not a curated record. NCBI's taxonomy places the organism in Eukaryota, Fungi, Ascomycota, Pichiomycetes, Serinales, Debaryomycetaceae. The transcript has a single exon.
AUGACUCCCCCCACAACUGGUCGAAAGACGUCAAAUGAAAAUAUUUCGCCAACCACAUCAAACAAAGCUGAUGAUGACAAUUCUGAUACCAGAAACAACAAUAGUAUUUUUUCAUCAACACCCAAUAAUCCAAGCCGAUCUAUAGAGCGUCCUGAAGUUCUGAGAAGGACGACCUUUGACUACGAUUUUGUGGCAAAGAGUGUCUUGUUGCCAUCACAAAUUCUGGAAAAUUUGGCAAAAUUAAAAUUGGACACAUCAUUACCAGUUGACUCCUCAUUUCCGGUUUCCGAAACUCCCUCAGCACUAAGUUUGAACUACGGAUUGAGCUCUGACUAUGGCGUAGAGCCGUCAAGGAUAAUAAAGCCUCCGUCGCGCAUUAGUUUGCCAGGUGCUGGUUUACAAGAUUACCCGACUGACCAAACAUCUAGUCCUGAUGACGAGAGUAGGACAAUAACCAACCCUAAUCAGAGCAUAAGCACCUUAUUCGACGAUGACCAAGACUUGAACUCAGUAACUUCGUCUCAAGCACUUACCGUUGAUGAAGAGAGUUCAUCACUUUCGCUGGAAACCCGAGAGAAUGUGGCAUUGGGGAAGUCAUCAUAUUUAAACAAUGUCAAUUACAUAAGGGACCACUUGGAUUUUUUAAACCAAAACUUGAAUGCCAACCGAUCACCUAGAAGUUCAGACUCGAAAUAUCUGGAUUUUGCCAACAUAUUACCAGACACAAUACCUGGAUAUAGUUUGGUGAAACAGUUCGGGAAUAUUAGCUAUCAAACUAAUCUUUUGUAUCAUGGAGUAAAAGUUGGCUUUACUAACGAUGUCGACAAUGAGAACUUGAUUUGCAAGUUGGCCAGUGAUAAGAAAAACUUUAUCGAGAUUAACGCAAAAGUUGUUUUGAGUAUAUCACCGAACAUUUUGAAGAACUUGUCGCUUUCAAGGCUCCUUAAUGAAUGGUUUAUUCUAUCAGGCACAAACCCUCCAAAGACGCAUUUAUUGUGGUCGAAUGAAACUUUAACCAAUAAUUUCAUCACCGAUACUGAGCGGCCAAAGCUACAAAAGGACAAAAAGCAUGGUCUCAGCACUUUACCAUUGGGAAUUCCCGGCAUACUAUAUCCGGUAGAAAUUCUCACUUUUAGAUUUGUCGGUGAACAGGACGUGGAUUUAAUUGGCAAGAAUAUGAAAAAGCAAAAACGUGUAGCGUUAGUUUACAACGACAAUGAUUACAAAUCCUUCCGAGAGUAUAGUUGCGGGUCUCUUGAAUUACAUCCAGAGAGAAAUUCAUCCACUUCAUCCAAUAACUCAGGGGUACGUUCAAUAAAGAGUGCAAACUCAGCAUCCCAAAACACACCUAGUGAUUCCAUAGAUCAGUCAAAUGGGUUCUUUAAUGGAGUAGGUGCAAUUGGUGCCACAAGCUCUACAAAUUCUUUGUUCAACAAGUUGACAGAGCAAGUUACGAGCAGUCCCAAGACCCCUUUAAAGGUUAUUGAGAUAAUUUCUGAUAUGAUUAAGGUUGUUGAAACAUUGGGAAUUGUACAUGAGCUUGGAUUUGUUCAUAAUGGUAUAACCAGUAUGAAUUUGUUGAAGUCUGAAAAUGAUCAGAAUGAUAUCAAGAUUACUGGUUGGGAAUUUGCAUUUUGUCAUAUUGAAGAUUGUAUCUACGGAUAUAGAAAGAACCAUUUGAACGAAAUAUCCGAUUUGAUCCCUUACAUGGCCCCUGAGGUGUCUGGUGUCGUUAAUCAAAUGGUGGACCACAGAUCUGACUUUUACUCCCUUGGUAUAGUCAUGUAUGAAUUGCUAUUGGGAACUUUACCAUUUCAAAGUGAUGAUCCGAAUUCAAUUGUGCGAAUGCAUAUUUUCCAAAAACCAGUUGCUCCUCAUUUGUUGGCACCAAGUUGGAUCACAGAGAAGUUAGGUGUUACCAUUAUGAGAUGUCUUGAAAAAAAUCCACUUGAUAGAUAUCUUGAUUGUUACUCCUUGCUAAGUGACUUGAUUUUGAUCAAGAAUCACUAUAUUGAUAGGGUUAGUUCCAUGGGUGAGCUAGUAUGGAACCAUUGGAAAAAGACGGGAGAUUUUGAUAUCUAUCUCAACAAGGAAAAAUUGAAACUUCCGGAAAAAGUGGGCCACAGUCCCACCUUCACUUGUCCAGCAAAAUUCAUAGGUCGUGAUGAGGUGUACAAAAGAAUAUUUGACGAGUACAACAACACCUUUGAUGGAGGUGUCAAUUUGUUUUGGAUAAGCGGUAAAAGCGGUGUCGGAAAGACCAUUAUUUUGAAUGAUAUGCGUGUAGGGGCAUUUUUCAAAUAUGACUUUUAUUGUGUUUGGAAGUUCUCUUGUUCAGAUACAGGUAACUCAAUAUAUUCAAUACUCUUGGAAGGAAUCAAAACAAUUAUUGGUCAAAUCUUGGAAUGCUCUGAGGAAAUACAAGAUAGUUGGAGGGAUUUGAUUGUCACCAACAUUCCAUUAGAUUUGAGCAUAUUAUUUUACCUCAUCCCCCAAUUGAGAAAACUAUUGGGUCAAAAGUAUAUUUCUAUAUAUCAGCACAAACUGGGAGCAAACUCACCAGGGGGUGUAAUUAAAGAGGAAGCAACUUCAACUUUGGAAGUGAAGUUUAGAGCGAUUAUAAAAUCGUUUUACAGGGUUGUUGGUUUGCAGGGUUUAACAAUUUUCAUCGAUGAUGUGCAUUGGUGUACAGAAGAAUCAUGGCAACUAUUGUGUGAUAUGUUGAAUUUCGACGAUGAGACCGACAUUAGUGAAAUGAGUUUGAAGAUGGUUGCCACUUUUACAAUAGAUGCUAAACAGUUUCAAGAAAAUAUUGACAGUGUUGAGAAGGAGAAACGAUUCAAGGAUUACGUUGCCAGAUCCAACAUGUCGUUGCAUGUAUUCGACGUACCAAAAGUCCCCGGAGAUGCUUACAAAAGCUGGAUUGUGCAAGUAAUUGGAGCAAACUCGUCGUCAUCGAAGCAUGACAGUGUACACCUGCACGCACCACAGCAAAGCAGCAUGUCUUCAAUGAUUAAUAAGACUACAACUGAAAAGAAGAACCACAAAUCUUCGAACGCAAUCAAUACCACAGUCACUAAUGCCUUAAAGUUUUAUGACUCCACCGAGGGCAACGUUAUGCUAGCUCAGUAUGCGAUAAGUAUGGCUCGAUUUUCACAGCAUUGUUAUUAUGUCAGUCACUCCAAUUACGGUCGAUUCGUUGUCGAUAAUUUGUCACCUGAGAUCUAUGGGACGAACAGAAAUGAGAUAAUUCAAAAUUUUAUCACCGCGUCGAUUACUCCCGACGUUGAAUGUCUACUUGAGUUUGCGGCAAUCAUUUCUCAAGGACCAGGUUUUCAUUUGUCUGACUUGAUUGUGGCAUCUGCCUUACCGAUGGACAGAGUUUUUAAAGCCUUGUCGAUUAUGGUUGAUUCAAAGCUACUUUUACCAACAACCACCUACUACAAGGUUCCAUUCGAUUUACUCUGCUCUAGUGAGUCGCCAUUUGAUUUAACCGAUAAUGAUAUUUGGGAGUUAGCGUCACAUUGCAGCUAUAGAUUCUUUUAUGAUUCGUUAAUGGUUCAUAUCAUUUCCGACUUGGUGGCCACUGAGAGGUACAAGGAUUUAUCAAGACUUUGUGCUUUGAGGUUCCACAAAACCAUAAGCAAGGAAAAGACCUUGAACAUAGGGGGGUAUCUACAAAUGGCAGGAUAUUUUCGUAACUCCUUUCAAGCUGCGAAACUGGAGGAGAAAGAGUUGUAUAUUGAGGUCUUGGUCCAAGCUGGUAGGUAUGCAUCAUCGACUUAUAACAUGAAGUUAGCGCAAAAGUUAUUUGAAGUCGUGGGUGAACUAGUUGAUGAUCUUGACUCGAAACGUCAGCUUAAAUCAAUAUUGACUGUUUCACAGAACCAUUACUACUUCGGUGAGUAUGACAAAUGCUUGGAAGUAAUGAACAGUGCACAAGAAAAGUACGGAUUUGAUCGAAUCGUGUUUUUAUACCAAUUGGUUCGAUGUAAAAUUCAGAUGGGGGAUAUCGACGAAGCCAUAAAAAUUAGUUUCGAGAGCUUACCCAAACUUGGGAUCACAAUCAGUGCCGAUGAGGAGCAGAACAUUAAAGACUAUGAAAAGCUCAAAUCCAAGAUACCAAUGUCAAUACCCGAUAUUAGAAAUAUCUUGAGGGCAAAAACAACAGAAUCUCCAAAACUUUUGCUCAUUUAUCAUUUGAUAAGUCAUCUUUUGCCUUCUUUGGUUGUGUUUCGGAAGAACGCCAGUAGAAAGCUUUUGGUUGUGCAAGCAAUGCAGGCAAUUUACAAACAUGGACCUUCGCCUUUUGCUGCUAUGAUUAUCAUUGACUUUGCUUCUGAUUUUGCAAGUCAAUUCACAUCCGCAGGCCAAUUGAAAGCCAAGGAGCUUUGUAAAGUGGCUAUGAUUUUGGUCAAUCGGGCAAACAACGUUUCAAUUAAUUAUUAUCGCGAGAUGUAUCAAGUUUACGUUUUUACUUUAGCUGUUUACUUUGAGCCAAUGCCUGUGGUUCUAAAGUAUUUCGAAACAAUCUCAGAAAACACCCAAAAUGAUGUGUUACUGGGAUUUGGAGAAUUGCGCAUGGUGAUGGCCACUGUGAAUAUCUUUGUAUUUCUUAUUGGCGGUAAAGCCUAUGAUAUGUCUUAUCUGGUGAAGAGAAGGAAAUCUCAAAGACAAAGAUUUGGAAUGCUUGACGAUCAAAAAUUUAUUUUUGAUUCUGAAGAUUGCGUGCUUGGGUCUCUAUCAGUUACCGAUUAUCAAGCACGCUACGAGGCAAUGAUGAUAAACGAGCAGAAUUUAAGUCAACUGUGUUACAUUGUUGUGGUGUUGAAUGGUAUGAUGGUGGACAAGAGAUAUGACGAAGGUGUCGAAUUAAUUUUAAACAAGUAUCACCAAGCUAUUGAAUCAUUCCCACUUUUGUUUUACACUACUCACUACUUUUAUGUAUCAGCUGUUCUCAUUACCUUUGCAUCAAAAGGAGAUGCGAAAAUAGAAGCCAAAAAGACAGCCAUUUUUAAUGAUAUCUACCUACGAAUGAAGUUAUGGGCAUCGACUAAUGAGCACACCUUUGGCAACAGAGUCAUUUUUUUACUGGCUUUGAAAGCAAUCAGAGACGGUGAUGCUGAUCUGUUGGAUAUUCUUGACAUAUUUGAGGAUGCUAUCGAGCACGGUGCAAAGGUGCAAAACUGGUACGAUGUAUCCUGGAUAAGUGUAUUUUGUGCUAGAUGGCUUGUAAAAUGCGACAAGAGCAAACGAAGAGUAGGUCAGUUAGCCAAGCGAGCAAUCGACAUUAUGAGGAAAUUAGAGUUCCAAGAGUUUGUCAAGCAAUUGGAAGAAGAAUUUGAAAAGUAUCUUGAGCAAGACUCGUCGAUGUAUAACUGGGCUGGUAUCAACAGCACUAAACAACAAGAAGGAAGGGCAAGAUACUCAAGGACAAUACCUUCCAACUUACCCAUCAGCACUGAUGAUACUGUUAGUGAAGACAUGAAGUCACAAAUGAAAUUGAAUAGAAAGUCAAGAAAAUCCAGACACAGAACUAAUAAGAAUGCAAAUACUAACACUGCAUAUGAUUUGAAUUCGACAAUACAAGCGUGUUUGGGUAUAUCUGAGGCAAGUGAUGAGAGGACCAUUUUGAUUGAAUUGUUGACUUGCGCUAUCAAGUUUGCCGAGGUUGAUUACGGCGUGGUUGUAUAUCUGAAUGGAGAGCCAAAAAUCCAAGCUGUUGGUUCAGCUCAACACAUAUACAGCUUGAACGAAGAGCCAUUAAGUUCAAGAAUAGACGUUUGUCCUUAUCAAUUGUUGGUUCAUGUUUUGGAAACUGGAGAGAGUGUCAACAAGGAAGAUGACCAUAUUGCUUUUGCCAACCGAUUUGGGAAGGAUCCAUAUUAUAACUAUAACUCUUGCUCCACUAUCUUGUGUAUUCCUUUGAAGAAUCAAUUCGGAAUCUUUGGUGCAUUAUAUUUGGAAGUGGAUUCAAGGAAGGACAAAAAGAAGGCGAUUUUUGAUGGCAGAAAGCGUGAUUUGUUAAACUUGUUUUGUACCCAAGCAUCUGUAGCAAUGGGUAAAGCAAGGUUGAUUUCUCAAAUGGAAGUUGCCAAGAUGGCAGCAGAGGACGCUACGGCAGAAAAGGCAAGCUUCUUGGCCAACAUGUCCCAUGAAAUCAGAACUCCAUUUAAUUCGUUGUUAUCAUGCUCAAUUUUUUUAUUAGACACACCUUUGAAUUCAACACAAAGAGAGUAUGUUGAGGCCAUCAAGAGUUCAGCAAUGGUUACAUUGAACAUUAUCGAUGGUAUAUUGGCAUUUUCCAAGAUUGAACAUGGAUCAUUUACGUUGGAGAAUUCGCCAUUUUCACUCAAUGAUUGUAUUGAAAGUGCCAUACAAUUGGGAGGUGAGCAGGUUGUUGACAAUGAUUUGGAAUUGGUGUUUUUUAAUAAUUGUCCUCAAAUUAACACUGUUACCGGAGAUGUUACCCGUGUAAGACAAAUCAUCAUCAAUUUAGUUGGUAAUGCCAUGAAAUUCACGACUCAUGGUCACAUAAUCAUUAAUUGCAAUGCAAUGGAAUUAACAUCUGAUAGAUACGAAAUUACUAUAUCAGUUGAAGAUACUGGUAUAGGUAUUCCUGAAUCAUCACAAAAUAAAGUAUUUGGAGCCUUUUCACAAGUUGAUGGAUCAUCACGACGUGAGUUUGGUGGCUCCGGCUUGGGUUUGGCCAUAUCAAAGAAAUUGGCUGAUUUAAUGGGUGGUGAUAUCAGAUUUGAAAGUCAAGAAGGUGUUGGAAGCACUUUUUACUUUAAUGUUAGUUUCAAUGUCCUGUUGUUUGAUAAACCAAAGAUUGAUUUAGAGGGUAAAUCAGCAUUGAUCUUGAAUAAAUUGGAUUUAACCGGUGCUUCAUUGAAGAAUAUGUUGACAUUUUUCAAAUUGUCGGUAGAUGAUGUACGUAAUGCCAACGAAAUUGAGGAUGUUAUUGCGUAUGAUUUCUUAUUUAUCAAUUUGGACGAGUAUGACGAGUUUAGCCAAAUGGAAUCUCGAUUGAAAUCAAAUGCCAAAGUUGUCAUUUUGGCACAAUUUGGUAAGCCAUUGACUGGGGAAAGUAGCAAAUAUGAAGCAUUGUUAUGUCCUUUCCAACGAGAACGAGUAGUGAGAUUACUUCGAGAUUCUAAAGCUGAAACGAGGCCUAGCGAAACUACACCGGCUCUAUUAGCUGAUGAAUAUCCAUUGAGAAUUCUUCUUGCAGAAGAUAAUUUGUUGAAUUAUAAAGUUGCGUUGAAAUAUUUAGAAAAAUUAGGUUUCAAUGCUGACCAUGCAAAAGAUGGAGUUGAAGUGUUGAAGCAGUGUGAUUUACUAUUGGAAAAGGGUGAGAAAUAUGAUGUAAUUUUGAUGGAUAUCCAAAUGCCUACAAAAGAUGGUAUUACUGCCACCAAAGAAUUGAUUGAAAAAUAUACCAAAUUGGAAAAGCAAGAUUUCAUUCCCAAGAUUGUUGCAUUGACGGCAAAUGUUGCUGGGGAUGAUCGAGAAAAGUGCAUUGAAUGUGGUAUGGUUGAUUUUGUGUCGAAACCGAUACUACCAAAUGAAUUGAAACGAGUUUUAACUCAGUUGGGAGAACUGUUGGAGGAAGAGAAAAUGAGUAAGGCAAAUUAA